Nelumbo nucifera (sacred lotus) is the source of this 1919-nucleotide messenger RNA. RefSeq lists its product as uncharacterized. The record is from RefSeq and is a predicted model, not a curated record. Lineage: Eukaryota; Viridiplantae; Streptophyta; Magnoliopsida; Proteales; Nelumbonaceae.
GGCGUAGGGGCAAAAUAACUGGCGACUGGAAGGAGGAAAUCUCUGAAUUUUUCACCGGCGACGAUCGUUCCCGCAGGUUGGGUCGACCUCAUUCACCGUUUACCUCUGUGACUUCACGGGCCAAACCCAUUUUUCCAAAGCCAGCCGUUCUGUGAACCGUCCAAGUUAGAGACAAGAUGGGCAAUAUAAUCAGGUCAUUUGUUUCAGCAUUCAGCAAUGCUGUCAGUGAUAUGUUUCGAGCUCCGGUCGACUUCCUCACUGGAAAGUCUUGCAGCACAGUUUGUGGAUCAACAUGGGAUCUCAUCUGUUACAUCGAGAACUUCUGCAUUGCCAACCUACUCAAGAUGCUUAUGGUGUUGGUUCUGUUUUACAUUGUUCUUUUGUUCCUCUAUCUGCUAUACAAAAUGGGUAUAUGUAGCUGUGUUGGAAGGAGCCUUUGCAAAAUGACUUGGGCAUUCUGUGUCACCUGCUUCUCAGCAUGGGAGUAUGGAUGCACAUUCUUGUGGGUUAAGCUUAGAAGGAUUAAACGGAUGAAUGAAGAGCAUAUUAGGGACAUUGAAGAGGAGUAUAAUUCAAGUGGUUAUGAACUUGAAGAUGAAAGCAUAUCCUAUCAUGUACCAAGGGGCAUUGAAGUUAGGAGGACACUAUCUCAUCGGUCCAGGGAACACAGAAGACUGCAGUUGCAAAGGUCACUGCGGCCAAGGAGCCACCGGAUAAGAGUUGGGAUCAGCAGAGGUUCAGCUUACGUGAGUUCUAGAAACACAGUUAAGCAUGACAGACAUGUUAGAACAGUUCAAAACAUUAAGGUCACUCGAACAUCAAAGUUCGUUCAGAAAGGCACCAAUCUUCGGCACCGAGACUACCGGAGGAGGAGAUGGUGAUGAGGGACUGAUGAAGAGAAAUCUAUUGUUCAAGCUCAUUUUGCACCCUACAAACAGAGAAUCAGUCAUUGUAAGUCUCACUAGUUAACUGUUAAAACUUUAAAGGUCCAGCAUACUACACAAACCAAAGAAGGCUAUAAUGUUUCUACAUGUAAACAUCUAGGUUGGAAGUGGAAACUCCUGGCCUUGGCAAGGUCAGGGCUGAAGUGUUAGGCACAGGCCCGGCCCACAAAUUUCUAGGCCUGUUGCCGGCCUGGGCCAGGCUAGGCUAGAAAUGAUCACCUCUAGUUGUAACCCUUAAGCUUCAUUUAGAUGCCCAACAAGAGGGAGUGAAAUAAAUUUCUUAAAUUUUGUUGAAGAUAUCUUGAAAGUGACUUUCGAUUAGCACAAGAAAUUGGGAAUAGCCCAUAAAAGAAAUUCCUGCAUUCCAAAUAUCUUUUUCUAAAUGAAAUCUAUAUUUUUCUUGUAGUUUUAAUAAAAUGUAAGAGAUUGAAAGUGAACUGCUAAAUAAAUGGCUGGUCCCUCUAGCACCUAAUUUUUAAUUUCUUUUCUUUUGCCUAUCAUGCAUGUAAUUCAAGAUAUUUUCUUUUCUUGAUUUAUAAUUUUCAUUCACUUUCAGUCUGAAUCCUCUAAUUAAUUGUUUGUCAAAUGUGUACCCAUGAGCACAUGAAUGGUGGACCUUCCUUGAGAAGAGAUACCCCAUAGAUCCUUCCAUGAGAGAAUUCCAUAAACAUCUAUAGUUUUGUCACACAGAGCAUUGACAUUGAAGGCCUCCAUUUGAGAACGCCACAUUAUGACAGUUCAGCUUUCUAUGCAGUUUCAAGCAUAAGCUGCAGGCAAGAUGAGAUCAUAAGAAAGAGAUGUGAUUGAAUGUUUGAUAGUCAUCCAGCUUAAUUAUUAUAAAUGCAUUGUCAGUUAAUGGUGUAAAGCAUUUAAAUGACAUCCUAUAACUAUUGAUGUAAUUUCUGAACUUGGCCAAAUGAUUUCAAUUUGACUGGAUUUCUGGUGGGCUUUGGGCUCUAAUAUAAUCACUUAGAA